This is a messenger RNA of Melopsittacus undulatus (budgerigar), 2196 nucleotides long. It is a transcript of the gene NGB, whose product is annotated as neuroglobin. The transcript is spliced from 4 exons. Gene Ontology annotation, molecular function: oxygen binding; oxygen carrier activity; heme binding. Lineage: Eukaryota; Metazoa; Chordata; Aves; Psittaciformes; Psittaculidae. The record is from RefSeq and is a predicted model, not a curated record. Gene Ontology annotation, biological process: response to hypoxia; oxygen transport. The coding region runs from base 1 to 486 and encodes 161 amino acids.
AUGGAGAGCGGGAUGCCGCUGUCUGGCAGGCAGCGAGCGCUGAUCCGGGAGAGCUGGAAGCGUGUGAGCGGCAGCCCCGAGCAGCACGGCCUCGUCCUCUUCACCAGGUUGUUUGACUUGGACCCUGACCUGUUGCCCCUUUUCCAGUACAACUGCAAGCAGUUUGCCAGCCCUCAAGAGUGUCUCUCUGCUCCUGAGUUCCUGGAUCACAUCAGGAAGGUGAUGCUGGUGAUCGACGCUGCUGUGAGCCACCUGGAAAACUUGUCCUGCCUGGAAGAGUACCUCUGCAACCUCGGCAAGAAGCACCAGGCUGUCGGUGUGAAGGUUGAGUCUUUCUCGACUGUUGGUGAGUCCUUGCUGUACAUGCUGGAGAAAUGCCUUGGCACUGCCUUCAGUCCAGAUGUGCAGGAGGCCUGGAGCAAACUCUAUGGUGCUGUGGUGAAAGCCAUGCGGCGUGGCUGGGACACCCUCCCAGAAGGUGACUAGAUCCUGCCAGGCAUCCCCAUCCCUGACCACGCAGCUGUCCUGGGCAGGGGAGUAGUCGCACUGUGCUCUUUGCCUCUCUCCACCUCUGUCUUUCUCUGUGCACCAGCCCAACACCAUCUUCUCCAGUCAUGCAUGGUUUGGGGCUCUCCCAGUGAUUCCACCUUGCUUUGACACAAUCACAUCUCUGCCUUUGCUAAGGGCUGGCAGGGUACGCCACUGCAGUGAAGCCUAGGAACACCACAGUACAGGUAUGCUGCCCUGCCCCAAGUUCCUUCAGGCUAGCUGGAGCACCCAUGUACCUACUCUGGUCUUUAGCUGGCUCAUCUUCCCCCUGCUUGCUGCCCACCCUAGUUAGAUGACAGCUAGCAUAGGCCUCUCAGGCUUAUUUGCCCAAGAUCCUAUUUGCUCAAGACUGUUCACUCCUCCUAUGCUGCUGUGCCCCAUUCAACUAUGGCAAUGGUGGAUUUGGCUCCCUGCAGGGGCAGAGGCAGCAGAGGGAGGAGCUGGCCAUGCCAUAUGGCUGUCGUCUCCAAACCAUGUGGGAACUUUUUCUCCCUCUCCUUUCAGCAGCACAUCACUACCAGAUAGUUAAUCAUCUCUUGUUUUGCCUCUCCCCUGGAUGAGAUCCAUGGCUUUUCCUUGUGACAGGUUGGCCACAACUCAGUGUAUUUCCUAGGGAUGCUUUGGGCAGCAGAAUCACAUUAAUCCCAAGGUGAGGCUGCUUUUAGCAGGUCUGGACUGCCAUCUGAAAGGCUUUGUGUUGGUUUGGCUGGUUGGUUUAUCCUCCAAGCCAGCUGAAAUGCAGCAGCAGUGGUGGCUCUUUACUGCUUUGUGUUAAGGAAAGUAAAGUAAAUACAAGGGAAAGAUGUCUUAAAAUAAAAACGAAGGUUGCAAUCAUGUCAUGGCAACAGCUUCCAGAAAUCAUUCCUGGCUCUUAGCCAGAGGAAGCAUAGCUGGAAUUUCUCUGUUGUUGCUGUCAGGACCUGGAGCACUUCCCAGCUGCACACAAUGCCCAUCUGCAGAGCUCCUUGCCCUUCAGUAAACCCUACCAGCCAUACUUCAGACACAGCCGAUUCAGAGCAAAGGGAGGCACCCAGUUAGGUGUGUGCAGCAGGAUGUAAAUGAAAAGACAACAUCUGCCAGAAGAAAUCAUAGGAAAUAACUGAAAGGCAGCACCUGAGGUCUUGGGGGCGGGGGGGAGCUGAACUUGAGCAUUUUGAAGAUGAGUUCAUCUUCAGGGGGAAGUAGCUGAGGGACAGGCAGAACCAUGCUUCCAGCCACUACUUGCUCCAGGGCGAGGACAUGGAGCAAGUGUUCAGUUACUGUUCAGACAGUGCCAUUUUUGCUGCUACUUCAGGACAGGAGGGCACUGGGGGCUGAGGGGUUUCUGUUCUAGAGAUGUGCUCAACACUCCAGAAGAGCAGGGGCUGGGGGGAAUCACUAGGUGUGAUGGAAUGGUAUGGGACAGGAGGGUUUGGCAAUAGGGACAUUCUCUGUAUAACCCUGUAUUGGAACAACAGCCUUCAGCAUCAUGGGGGAGAACCUUCUGGCUCUAUGUGAUAGGUAGGCAGCUGUGUGAUGGGUGGGGUGUGAUGUUACUGCCCCAAGCCAUCCCUGCUCCCUCUAGCUUUCCCAGCUCCUUGACUUCUCUUCUGUACCACAUCUCGUGUUAACUCCCAAGAGAACUGAACUAGUCUGUGUGCCUCUGAU